AUGGGAGUGCCUUGGUCGCGCAAGCUUAUGUGGGAUGAGACCAUGUUGCUAACGGUUUCCAUCAUGAUAACAAUCUUGGCUUCUACCUCCUUGAAUUACUUUUCCGUCUCCUCUUGUUGCCUUAGGAUACGAGAUCUAAGAUCUCUUUGCUUUAGCAUGAGGGCAUGGAGACCUUCAUCUAUUGGAGGUGGUGGAAGAGAGCGUUCAUUGUUUGAUGGAAGGGUGAUUGAUGCAUUAGUUAACCUCUUCUAUUGUUCUAUUAUAUCUGCAGAGACACUGUGGGAUGGUGGUUGGCUUCUACGCCAGUUGUUUUCUUACAGUGAGUCAGAGUUUAACAACAACUACCUUGAAUUGCUGAAAGUUUCAUACAAUAGUUGUGCUUCUGCUCUUAUGGAGGAGGCUAGAGGUAUUUGGUCCGACUUUCUUGUUACUGUUCUCUGUGAAGAGUGGAGAAAGUGUAAAAGAGCAAUGGAGUCAUCAUCUCCUCGGAAAGAAUGGACUUGCAUGCUUUUGCCACCACACAAGCUCUCUUCUGAAGUUGAUGUUCCAGAUGAAUCAUCAUUUGUUGCCGGAGAAAGAAUGCUUGAGUUGGUGAAGGUAUUUGUACUGCAACAUCAACUUCAAAUAUUCGCUCUUGGUAAACCUUUACCUGAACAACCUCCAAUUCAUCUUCCUGGGGAUCUCCCUGUGAAUCAUCGUGCCAAGACUUGUGGGCUUGAUGUGUCGGGCCCAAAGCCAGGCAUUGAACUCAGCCUUGGUAAUUUGUCCGAAACUGCAAUCCUGUAUUCUUUCCACUGAUUUUACUUAAGGUUUUUACUCGGUGUAGGAUGGAUAGAACAAUAAAGGAAGGAUGAAGAUAAUUAGGAGAGGGAGAUAAGGAAAACAGAGGAAGGACAUCUCAGUGGUAAUCUUAGUUGCAAGUAGAUGUCCAAGAAUCCAACACAA
Molecule: messenger RNA, 945 nt
Organism: Arachis ipaensis
Lineage: Eukaryota; Viridiplantae; Streptophyta; Magnoliopsida; Fabales; Fabaceae
Source: RefSeq, a predicted model, not a curated record